This is a messenger RNA of Verruconis gallopava, 1366 nucleotides long. RefSeq names its product shikimate 5-dehydrogenase. Gene Ontology annotation, biological process: shikimate metabolic process; chorismate biosynthetic process. The coding region runs from base 218 to 1150 and encodes 310 amino acids. The transcript has 2 exons. Gene Ontology annotation, molecular function: shikimate 3-dehydrogenase (NADP+) activity. Lineage: Eukaryota; Fungi; Ascomycota; Dothideomycetes; Venturiales; Sympoventuriaceae. The record is from RefSeq and is a predicted model, not a curated record.
AUAUGACUUACGCCUCGACGAGCAGAUGCCGGGGAGGCUCUACACGAAACAGUUUGAAGUAGAAAGGUUGAGAGCAGGCAUCCACUGUGGUGUGCGGUCCUUGAUCACAACACCGUCCAAACCAUCGCCCAGAGCUCGGGGCUGUCACUUGCAGAUUUCUAUAAGACUACUCCACAUAUCGAAAGGAAGCCCAGAUCUGAGCUAGUAGAUUGAUACCAUGGUGACACCGUCAACUUCAGAAGGCGCUAAACCGCGAGGCAAGGGGGUCUUGUUUGGCUACCCAAUCGCGCACUCGAUGUCGCCGCUGAUGCACAACACCGUGUUCAGCAAUCUGAACAUACCUUGGGACUUUGAUUUUCUAGAGAGCACGGACAUCGCAGAGUUUCUGCGCGUCCUGAAGAGCCCAGAAUGCUACGGCUGUGCGGUGACGAUGCCUCACAAGGUGGCGAUACUGCCCUAUCUUGACGAUUUGACGCCAGAGGGUCGAGAUUGCGGAGCUGUCAACACCGUCCUGAUUCAGAAGAACCCGGAUGGCAGCCGCAAGUACGUUGGCCACAACACCGACGUCGUCGGCAUCCGGGAGUCGUUCUACCAAAACGUCAAGGAGCCCGAGAAGGUGUUCCACAACAAGCCGGGAAUGGUUGUUGGAGGCGGUGGCGCCGCCCGCUCUGCCGUCUACAGCCUGCGGCGUAUGAUGCAGUGCAAGCCAGUCUACCUCGUAAACAGGGACAAGGGCGAGGUGGACGCGGUGAUCGCCGAGUGCAAGUCAAAAGGCUACGGCCAGAAUCUCAUCCACGUCGAGACGGUCGAGGAGGCCGAGAGGCUGGCGACGCCCGGAGCCAUCGUCGCCUGCGUGCCGGACUUCCCGCCCAAGACGGAGAACGAGAAGCAGGCGAGGGCCGUCCUGGAGACGUUCUUGAACAGGGCCGAGAAGGGAGCCAUGCUGGAAAUGUGCUACCACCCCAGCCCGUGGACGGAGAUUGGGGGCAUCGCUGAGAAAGCUGGGUGGCAGGUCAUUCUGGGCACGGAGGCAAUGAUCUAUCAGGGUCUCGAGCAGGACAAGUUGUGGACGGGCAAGACGCUCGACGAGUUGCCCAAGGAAAAAGUCAAACGCGUGAUUGCGGCGAAGCUUGGACAGCCGCAUCUAUAACGGCCGUGAAAAGAAAAGAAUGUACGAUACAUGAGAAUUGCAGGUUUGCGGGCUAGUUUUACUUUUAGACACGAAAAUUCUUGCCAAAGCGGCAUGAAAUGAGGAGAGAACCAAAAAAAAAGGAGUCAGUGGCAGAGGAAAGCUUGUACAUAGCAAAACCGCCAGAAAUCUUGAUAUCCUCUAUCUAUGGAACUUGAACAAUGUCUUUGAUGAACA